AUGGCGGGUUCAUCGAUGAGCAUUGAGGUUCAGCACCGCUACCAGCUGCGGUCGCGCAUUCCGCGACCUCCAAGCACCUUCAUGCUGUUGGCGCAGGAAAAGAGGCGAUCGGUGGCCGCUGAGAACCCGAACGAGAACAACCAGCGCGUGAGCAGCCACCUGGGGAAGCUGUGGCGUUCCCUCAGUGCCGUCGUCAAGGAGCCGUACCAGCGCAAGGCGGCCGAAGCUGCCGUCGUCCACCGAAGGAAUUACCCAGACUACGUCUACAACCCACGUGAGGCCCACCAGCACAAGGGGCAGGAGCGCAGGGCCAAGGCGGUUGUUAGCAAGCCGAAGAAUGGCUGUUCCGGGGACCAGGAGCAGCAGCCGAGCAUUUCCACGGCCGUGGCCCAAGAUCGAGGUUUCCACGAGUUCCAUCAUCCGCCACGACCAACGCAAAUGAACGAACGCCGUGGAACCAGCGCUGCCCGUGGCGGCGCUUCGGGCGCUCUGGUAUCCUCCACACUCCUGAACGACGAAGACGACGACUCGUCAGCGGGCACGUCGUCGUUCGACCAGAGUGGAUACCUGGAGAGCCUGGGCUCUGCAGGUGGUGCCCCAGGCGAAGGUCAGCCAUCGCAGUCGGCAGCUGGCUCCCUUCCAGCAUAUUCGUAUGACCACCAGUAUGCGCCUGCCAAGCGAUCGGCGCCUGUUGCUACAGGCGGGCAUGCGCUGGUGGCGCUGAAAAUUGCGGAGAUGUUCAGCAAGCGGAGUCUCUGA
Messenger RNA from Dermacentor silvarum, 759 nucleotides. Its product is annotated as sex-determining region Y protein. Bases 1 to 759 code for a protein of 252 amino acids. The transcript has 3 exons. The record is from RefSeq and is a predicted model, not a curated record. NCBI's taxonomy places the organism in Eukaryota, Metazoa, Arthropoda, Arachnida, Ixodida, Ixodidae. Gene Ontology annotation, biological process: cell differentiation; regulation of DNA-templated transcription; anatomical structure morphogenesis. Gene Ontology annotation, molecular function: RNA polymerase II cis-regulatory region sequence-specific DNA binding; DNA-binding transcription factor activity, RNA polymerase II-specific.